AAAAAUUAUACGUCCUUAUGUACACAGCACACUGUUAUGUCCACAGAAAACUGGCUUUAUGAGGGUGACGAAUUUACAGCCUGGUUCCGAGAAUGAGACUUUGUACUGUAGGCCUGUCGAUCAGAGUCGUCAACUUCAGGCGAUAAUUGAUGAGUGUGUGUAAGCGACGUGAGGAUGGAGGACUGGCGUGAUAGGAAAGACAUCAAGAGCUGUCUGGAGUACUGCUUGGCCAAUGAGCACCUCAUGGACAUUCAGUUCCGCUUUGUGGAAGAGACGCCGCUCCAAACAGCCCGAGCUCACCGCCUCAUCCUCGCCGUCAGAAGUCCCGUCUUCGAGGCGAUGUUCUACGGUCCUCUGGCAGAUGGGGCAGACCACGUGGAUAUCACGGACGUAGACUCGUCAGCAUUUAGGGCUAUGUUAAGAGCCCCUCCCCCUCCAGCCAAGUGGGCACAGCGCAAGGAUCGUGUGCUUUUGACCUUUGAACUGUCUGAUGUAACCAACCCUAAAAUAGAUAUCACCGAUUCAGCGCUUAUAUUCAGAGGGAAUGGUGGGACGGAGAAGAAAGAUUACUAUGUACAAAUAGACUUCUUCAAAGACGUUAAUCCACAGGAAUCAAAACAAGCAGUAUUGCCCAGAAAAGUAUACUUCGAAAUAAAGAAAAAAGACGUAGAUCAGCCAUUCUGGCCUCGUCUAACCAAGGAUUCCACAAAGCAUCACUGGUUGAAGACAGAUUUUAACUUGUGGGUGGACGAAGAUGACUCUGAUGUGGAAACACAAGAUGAAAUAAAUUUGGAAUCUAUGAUGAACUCCAUGGGGGGCCUCGGUGGAGCCGAUUUAGCGGGAGAAGAAGAGGACAGUGACGACGAAGAUAUGCCAGAUUUGGAGUCAACUCCAUCAUCAGAGUAAUUUAACCGGAGGAAGAUGCGUCCGAGGCUUCGUGUCAGUAAAUGAGUAGAAUUCUGGGAGGACUGUAGGACAGUGGUAACCAUGGUGAUCUACAUGGAAGAGUCAUAUGCAACCUUUGACCUCUGCUGUGUACAUUGCUGGAGUGAAUGACCACAAGCUGGGAAGACGGUACUGCUCCUGGUAGAGGAAAGCAAGAUCUCCGCUGUGCAGAUUUUUUUUUUUUUCAUUUUUUUUUCCACGUAAAGCAAACUUUCAGUGAAUCCAUUCAUAAAGUAGUUUGUGUAAUGGCUUCUUCGGCGAAUGUGGGUGGGAUUCCAAAUCUUAUCAAGAACGUAAUGAAUUUAAUUUUUAAUAACAUUGGUUACAUUAUCCAAUAUAUGUCCAGGGAUGGCAGUGUGUACAUAUAUAUAUAUACAUAUUUUUUGGUAAUUUAAUUUUUAAAUUUUUUUUGUUGGAACAAAAACUUAAAAAAAAAAAACAAGCGCAAGUGGCCUUUCAAAUACUUGUAUUUUGUACAAAUGGAGCUGGCACGUUGUGACAUCAUCUGAAAACACGGACCCCUUUAGGAGAUCAUUUGCAGGAGAUACAUGUAGAUGUACUUGUUAUAUUGCAUUUAAUUUCUUUCUAUCACUCUAGAGAUCAUUAGUGUCGUUAGUAGUCUGCAAACUGUGCUGAUGAGUUGGGAUGAAGGUCCUGGCGUCUUCUGGUAUAACUAACCGUCAGAUUUGCCCACUAAGUUUAUGGCUCUACAACAACAGAUAGGAUUGAGAAAUUUGACGACAUGAGUAUAUUUCCUUGCUUUAGAGGAUAUGGUUUGAACAAAAGAUUUGCUUGAGUUGCAACAUGAUACUUUUAAUGGAAUGAAAAAGCCACAAGUGUUUAAAAGGUACAUUACUGCAGCUGUAUUUUGUGAGAAACUAGACUAGUGUUUAUGGCCUGUUUUGCAAUCCCUGGGCACACUUUCACAUAACUUUGCAAGUCAAGUUUUCAUAACUUUUCUUGUAAAUGAUGUUGCAUUGGGGUGCGAUAAUGUAACGUUUUAUGUCAUAAAUUACCACAAAUCUGACUUACGUAAAUACUUACGAGGUUUUGUGAAAAUGGCCCCCGAUAAUUACAUGCAUGUUAUUUAACUGGGCAGCCGCUAAUAUUCACAGUAGUGCUCAUGAAACUGGUCUAGGUCGUAAUCAUAGCGUGUUAACUCUGGCUAUGGAAUUGACCUUAUCACAGAACUAAAAUAACGCUGAAACAUGUAUGUAUGCUUGGGGGUUUAAGUUUGCCCCAGAAGAAAAACCUGUGUUUUCAUGGAGACCUGGCAAUGCUGACAGCAAGACUAUUUUAUUGACGUCAUAUUGAAGACUGCAGAACAGAUACCCAGUACGUGGUAACGCUGUACAGGUUUCUUCGCUACAAACAAUUUUUGAUGCAUCAAUAGCCCUUCUUGAAGCCCUUCUUCGACACCUAGCAGGAUUUUAAAAAAUUGGGUUGCUGCCUCUUUAUUGUAUUGAUUUUAGUCAUUAAAAAUUAUAGAUAAGUAGAUAUAACAAGGUCAGUACAUGACAGUAAAAACCUUGAGAAGGCUGGUGUUUGAAAUCAGCUUUUUCAGGUCGUGAAAAGUCCAGAAAAUAAGAGGUUCGUCGUUUAGCCUGUAAAAGAUUUCAAAUUAAUAAAGUGUUCAGCACCAGCCUGAGCUACUGUUUAUAGCACGCUAACAGUUUUGAAAAUCUGUUUUUCAAACAUUUGUUACAUUGCAAUGCAUUGCCGUGUACAUGUGAAAGACGAAGUUCCACCAAUUAGUCAUUUUACGUUUCUUCAGGCAUAUAGACGUGUACAACAUUUUAUUCUAGGAGUCAGGAAAAUAUUUCUGAAAUCUUGAAAGUGUACAACCCUGUAUAGGCCAUAUGAACUUUUUUUGUCUGUAAUUGUAAUACUUCCCACAGCUUCACUGUCUCGUGGAUAGAAUGUGUUGCGGGGACACGCAUUAAGGCAUUGAUCACACAGACCAGCUUAGAGACAAUAUCGUAUUUGCCCAUUUGUCUUUAGUUUAGCAUAGCAAUAAGUUAAGAUUUUCGUAAAGUUUGUUUAGCUUUAUUAUUACAGUUCUAUGAUUCUGGUGGUGUUUUUAAACUGUAUUUGAGUUUCUUGAAUCCCUGUGCAGUAGUAUAUAUUUGUGGUACUCUUUUUUUUUUUUUUUUUCAUCAUUGCCAAUCAUCAUCCUAAACCAAGGCUUUUGUGGCCACUUUGUACAAUUUUUAUGUCCAAAUGUCAUGCAAGUGGUCAUUUUUUCUGUGUAAUAUUGUAUUUCAUUUCUAGCAUGUGCCAUCCUGGAAUUUUGUUUUGUCAAUACUGUAUUUUUUUCAUUACUCCAGAUAUGAUAUGGGUCUUCUGUAUUCCGUCAUGUUAGCCCAAACCCACUGGCUCCGAGCUCUACCACAAUCAUGUAUUUGUUGGUCCUACUUCUUCAUUGCACAUAUGCACUCAAUGAAAAAUCCUUAAACUUGGUGAUCCUACAGUUUAAGGUUCCUCAACUGGGGCAGAAAGCUGGUGGAUGAAGUCAAGUGAUUGUUUUCUAAUGCUCUGUAUGCUUUCCAGGAAGCAUUACAUGUAUAUGAAAAUAAUGCAAAAAAUGUUCUCAA
This is a messenger RNA of Liolophura sinensis, 3539 nucleotides long. RefSeq lists its product as uncharacterized. Gene Ontology annotation, cellular component: nucleus; cytosol. The transcript has 9 exons. Lineage: Eukaryota; Metazoa; Mollusca; Polyplacophora; Chitonida; Chitonidae. The coding region runs from base 175 to 906 and encodes 243 amino acids. The record is from RefSeq and is a predicted model, not a curated record. Gene Ontology annotation, molecular function: protein-folding chaperone binding; Hsp90 protein binding. Gene Ontology annotation, biological process: neurogenesis; protein folding; chaperone-mediated protein complex assembly.